Triticum aestivum (bread wheat) is the source of this 1748-nucleotide messenger RNA. RefSeq names its product glycine-rich cell wall structural protein 1.8. Lineage: Eukaryota; Viridiplantae; Streptophyta; Magnoliopsida; Poales; Poaceae. The record is from RefSeq and is a predicted model, not a curated record. The coding region runs from base 86 to 760 and encodes 224 amino acids. The transcript is spliced from 2 exons.
AGCGCCACCACUCACUUUGCAGAAAUACUAUCGUCUCACGAUUACCUUACGAUCGACCUUAGCUAAGUACUGCUCGAGUAGUACGAUGCCAGGAGGAGAUGAACCAGUUUUCGGAGGUAGGGAGGCGUUUGCAGGUGCAGGCAAGGGAGGGAAUGGUGGUGCUGCUGGGCGAGCGAUCGGAGGUAGGGGAGGGAAUGGUGUUGGGUCCAGGGGACCUGCAGCCGUGGGUGCAGGCGUAGGAGGACAGUACCAGUUCCAAGUAGGAGGUGGCGGAGCCAGGCCAGCUGCAGGCGGAGGAGCAGCCAGACGACAGUUCCCGGUGGGCGGGUACGGUGGCGGAGCCAGGCCAGUGGCAGGCGGAGGAGGGUUUGUAGGUGCGGGCGGAGGACAGUUCCCGGUGGGAGGGAGCGGUGGUGGACGCAUGGGAGCUGCAGCCGUGAGAGCGUUCGCAGGUGCCCUCGGAGGACCGAUCCCAGCAGGAUUGUUGUACGGUGGUGGAGUCCAGGGAGCUGGAGCCGUGGGAGAGUUUGGAGCGGCUAGGGGAGGAGGGUUCAGAAGGAACGCCGAUGAUAUUCUGCCCGCUGUGUUCUACCGAGGAAUUAUGCGAGGGUCGGAGAUUUGUGGCGUGGUCCGCCGGUGGAGUCCAACACUCAGGCGACCACUGGGUCUGGGACUGGCAGCAGGCCAACCUCUACUACGACGAACUCACAAUCUUUUUCUGCAGCUCAGGCGUCGAAUUCACAAUCACAAACAAGCGUGAAUUAUGACAAGACGAAUCCCUAUCGGCAGCUGCUUCAACUGCACCAGCCCAACCCUCCUCCGCAGCUGACACCACGGCGGCAACAACGGUCUGCUCGUGCUCUGGCUUCUCUAUUUUCUUUCAGAAUGCUCUACUGUAGGUUAAUUUUCUAGACGUUUAGCUUGUGCGUUGUCUAACUUUCUAUCCUGUCAUGCUGCGUGAAUUAGUUGAACAGUGACAACGAUGCCGUGAACCGGGAGCUAAAUGCAGCGCGUGGCCGACGAUAAGGACCAAGACAGGAAAGCAAUGCAAACAUGGCGCCAAGAGACUAAACAAUGUAUCUUUGUGUAUCUGUUUGAUGCGACAUUAUUUGAGUUAAUAAAAGGGGAAAAACUUAUCUUCAACCGGCUGAUGCGCGCACGAGCGUCCGCCGCUUGCCUAGCCGUUAGAUCAAUCCUGAUCAAGCAGCCACGCUGGCAACAAGGUAGUCCCGCACGACGAGUCGUUUUCUUGCAAUAAGGGUUUGUUUCAGCUGAUUUCUGCAACACAGGACUAGUUUCAGAAAGAAAGGAAAAACGAUUCAGUGGUGAAGGUUUUUUUUUUCUGCAACUGGGUCUUGUUUCAAAAGAUUUCUGCAACAUAUCUAUUGUUUCAGAAAGAAAGGAAUUGUUUCUAUUGUGAAUGUUUUUUUCUGCAACAAGGGUCUUGUUUCAGAAACAUAGCCCGAGUUGCAGCGCCGCACGAGCGCCCGACGAUAGAGAGUAAGUGGUCAGAUAUUGCAACAUGAGGCAUGUUUUGAAAACAUAGCUCUGGUUGCAAAAAACGCCGAAGAAGCGUCGGGUGUGAGAGGUCGCCGCUGUCGUGCUCGAUUGGAGCUAGCAAUUGCUCGCGGGGCUGAGAUGGAGGAGGAGCAGCAACUCCGGCCAGCACGACAAGGACUACUUCCCUGGUGCGCCGGUGGCAGCGAUUGGGCGGUGGUGGCGACUGCCACCGCGCUGGGCAAAGCUGU